Molecule: messenger RNA, 1356 nt
Organism: Aspergillus chevalieri
Lineage: Eukaryota; Fungi; Ascomycota; Eurotiomycetes; Eurotiales; Aspergillaceae
Product: saccharopine dehydrogenase family protein
Exons: 1
Coding region: 1-1356 (451 amino acids)
Source: RefSeq, a predicted model, not a curated record
AUGGCAUUUUUCAAGACCGCAAAGCCCGUCGUCUUUAUCGGCGCCGCCGGCGAGAUGUGUCGAGUGGCCGUCGAGCGCUUUGCGGCCGCGAGCGACGCUCCCCUCGUUCUGGCUGAUAUCAACCUGUCCGUCCUGGAGUCUCUGGCGGCCAGUCUCCCAGCACGAGCAUUGACAAAGGAAUUGGAUUUAUUCGAUCGCGCCGCGCUGAAUGACGUGGUCCAAGGUGCCGCCCUGGUGGUGUUGGGCGCCGGUCCCUAUAUGCGUACUUCUGAGCCCGUGCUGAGUGCCUGCCUUGACGCCAAGGUGCCGUACCUUGACUUCGACGAUGAUGUGCAGAGCACCCAGGCGGCGUUGGGACUCCAGGAGCGUGCGAGGAAGGCGGGCGUACCAUGUUAUAUUGGUUGCGGUGCAUCCCCCGGUAUGUCUAACGUGAUGGUGAUGGACGCAGUUCGGGAAUUGGAUAACGUGGGGACUAUCGACAUCUGCUGGCUGGUUGGGGACGAGCGCGGCGGGACAGGAAGGGCCGUCUUGGAGCAUCUAAUGCAUAUUGCCGCUGGCCCAUGUCUCACCUGGGCCGACGGAAGACCGACAGUCAAUGAAACCUGGGUUGAGACCAUUUACGCGCCUAUGCUGGAGGGCGAUGGCGAGCUGCUUCUUCAUGAGACCGCUCAUCCGGAACCAGUUACCCUCCCCCGUCUCUUCCCUCAAGCGCAUCGCAUCCGCUGCGCCGGUGCCUUGGCCCCUGCCCCUUUCAAUGGUAUCGCCCGCGGGCUCGGCCAGGCCGUCCGCCGCAAUCUACUUUCAAUGAAGGAGGUGGUUGAUUUCCUGUUUACUCUGACCAAUGAGGAGCCGUCGGCAUUUGGAUGGGGCAAUGGAUUCGCAGAGUUGUCAGCAACAUUCAAGGGCGGAGACAUUACCCUAAACGAGCUCUUCCAGUUGAUCAGACACCUGAGCCAUUCGAUCAGUCCGUGGCGGUUCGCGCUCUAUGGAAUUAUUGAGACAAUCUGGACUGGAGAGUGCACGACGGGCGAGGUCCUGAGCUUCCUGGUGAACUUGGUCCAAGGUAAAAGGGUGGAAAACAAAGGCGGAUUGCUCGUCCGCGCUGUAGGUCUUCGCAACGGCCAUCCAGCCACUGUGACGAAGCGGACGGCUAAGUCAGGCGACAAAGCGUUCCUGUCGCGGACCAUGGGCACAUUGACGGGGACGGCGACCGCCGCUUUCAUGCUGCUUGCCCUUGAUGACGGUCUCACUCGCAGCGGUGUGUAUUCGCCCGAGGACUGGGCUGUACCCGAUAAAUUCUACCACGCAUUGGAACGUCUCGGCACUCCGAGUGAUGAACUGGUGGUGGCAGUUUAG